Molecule: messenger RNA, 1053 nt
Organism: Jatropha curcas
Lineage: Eukaryota; Viridiplantae; Streptophyta; Magnoliopsida; Malpighiales; Euphorbiaceae
Product: ran guanine nucleotide release factor, putative (Mog1/PsbP/DUF1795-like photosystem II reaction center PsbP family protein)
Biological process (GO): protein import into nucleus
Cellular component (GO): nucleus
Molecular function (GO): small GTPase binding; guanyl-nucleotide exchange factor activity
Source: RefSeq, a predicted model, not a curated record
ACUGGUACGAUUCUUCAUUGCAGAAUCUUCUAGUUUCACUGUUCAUCUUGAAUUAUUGGUUUUAUUAAUCCUUUGAUUCUUUAUUUCUUUCUGUCUUUUUGUUUCUUUUUAUUUGGCGUAUUUGUGAUUCGAGUUGACUUGAUGAUUCUUUGCUGGUUGUGAAGGACGAAUUUAUUUUAUCUGCCAAAAAUGCCGGAAGAUUUUCAUACUGAGCGCCCUUUGUUUGGUGGUGCUAUUGUUAGCACCUUUCCUGUUAGAUUUCAGGAUGUGAGCAAUGUUCGGCAAGUCCCUGAUAAUCAGGAGGUAUUUGUGGACCCUGCACGUGAUGAAAGCUUGAUCUUCGAGCUUUUAGAUUUUAAGCAUGAUGUUGCAGAUAAUGGAAGUGCCACCUGGUUUCUUCAGGACCUUGCUAAUGAACAAGAUGCAGAGGGUUGCACGCUGAUUGAGCAGUCUGGAGUAGUUGAGGCCCCUAGUUUCCUUUACAGGAAUGUUCCUGCAGUUGUUACCACUGCUGUUGGCCAAAUGGCGAUUUCUAAGGGACGACAAGGAAGGGAAGCGCAAAAUGUUGUUAGGGUUUAUUUGGCCAAUCUACGUCUUAAGGGAGUUACAACAGAUGUGCUUAUAACUGCAUAUGAACCCAUCUUAAUAAAUCCCCUAAGUGAAAGUGCAAGCACUGUUGGUGCGGGUUUAGCAGUUCCUGCAACACAAUCUGGAUUCCUGCCAAUGUCCGAGGUAUUUAAACUUGCUGUUUCUACCUUCAAAGUCAAUGACUGGAACCUUUUUGGUAGUUCGGCUGCCUGAGUCUUGUGAAAGUUGCAACUACACAGAAACAAGUUCUGCGACCAAAGCAAUGUGAAGGUGUAGUUUAGACGAGAGUUUUAUUGUUUAUUUUCAUGUUUAAAUUAACAUUUAGACAAUUCUGCACAAAGUAGCCCUUCUCCUUAUUUGUUCUUGGUUUGUUGAAUUAAUUAAUAGAUAAACGCAUAUUUUGAUUGCUCGCACGAGACUAUCGUGACUAAAUUGUAUAUUGACAACUGGUAUGAUUAUUUGCUA